Messenger RNA from Vespa velutina, 3200 nucleotides. Its product is annotated as monocarboxylate transporter 10-like. The record is from RefSeq and is a predicted model, not a curated record. NCBI's taxonomy places the organism in Eukaryota, Metazoa, Arthropoda, Insecta, Hymenoptera, Vespidae. The coding region runs from base 411 to 2477 and encodes 688 amino acids. Gene Ontology annotation, biological process: transmembrane transport. The transcript has 10 exons. Gene Ontology annotation, molecular function: monocarboxylic acid transmembrane transporter activity.
AGUAAGAUAGGAGAAGAAGAAGAAGAAGAAGAAGAGGAAGAAGAAGAAGAAGAAGAAGAAGAAGAAGAAGAAGAAGAAGAAGAAGAAGAAGAUCGUUGGAAAUAAAGGAAGAAGAAAAGGAAAUAUGUCGAGAAGGGAUGGGUCGAAAAAUGGCCGGCUCUUUUUUCUCCUCAAAGAUAUCGACGCAAACGAUAGAAUAGAAGGAAGAAGGUGCCACCACCACCACCACCACGCCGUCGUCUUCGUCCUCUUCGUCUUCUUCUUCGAUAACACGGCAGCGUCUUCCUUUUCCUCAACCUCCUCCUUCCUCUUCUCAUCCUACUCAUCCUUCUCCUUAUUGAGAAUGCGCAUCGGAGCGUAAGAAAACGUAGGUACAGUGGCAAUAAAAUGUGGUGCGCAUUAUCGUGAAAAUGUUGGUGGACGAGUGUGGAAGCGGGAUGGGGUGGACUACGGCAGCGAGCGUUAGAGGGGGUUGGUCCACCCCCGGUACUACUGUUGGAUGUAGAAACUCCGCGAUGAGUUUCGGGGGCAGUGUACCUUCUCUUCACCCAGCUGGCUCGAUACGAUCCUUACGUUCCCAGCAUUCCAUACAGUGUCCACAAGAGACACCGCAAAGAUGUAUACACUGCCAUCCCGUGCACGCAUCGAACACUCCUAACAAUUAUGUGCAUCAUCCUAUGCAGUAUUAUACACCCAGUCAUUGUACAGAGGGUCAACAACAGAAUGGAACUUAUACACCACAUCGGAGUUCCUACCAUGGCGACACUCGUAUACGAUAUACGGACACGGAGGAAAGCUUGGCAGGGAACGCUAACUGGGUCCUUGGUGAUUUACGAACUCUUCAUCGUUGUGUUCCCGCAUUGCGACGUACAGGCAUAGACGUCGCUGGUAUGCGAGCGCAUUUCUACCCGGAAGGUGGCUGGGGUUGGUUGGUAUGUGCAGCUGGCUUUCUCGCCCUGUUGCUCACUACAGGAAUGCAGCUCGCCUUCGGCUUUCUUCAUCUUUAUGCUACACGUCAUUUUGGCGACGUACAUAUAAUGGACAUAGCUUGGGCAGGAGCUCUAAGUGCUGCGGUUUCCCGUGGUUCCGCUCCACUGGUCGUUGGCGCGUGUCGCCGUGGAAGUACGCGGCUCACCGCUGUGAUUGGUGGUCUUGUAUUGGCAUUAGCUUCGCUUUUUACUUCCUUUGCCCUUCAAAUGCAUCAAGUACUUUUGAGCUACGGCUUGGUACUGGGCACAGGAGCCGGUUUGGUAAGAGAAACCGCUGGUUUGGUACUCGGCCAUUACUUUAGAAGACGACGAGAGUUCGUUGAGAUGGUGGUGCAAGCUGGCACGGGGGUGGGAAUUGCUCUCUUCAGCGUAUUUUACAAGGAAGCGGUUGGAAAGCUAGGUUGGAGAUUGGGGUUGCAGUCUGUUACGGGAGCACUCUUCUUGGCCUUUUUCCUGGGUCUGAUUUAUAGGAGUGCUUCUCUCUAUCAUCCUCAACGAAGAGCGAUCUUACAUCUCAAAAAUCAACGUAGUAAAGUAAAGGAAAAGAAAUCGGCGACAAAGGUACCGGCACAGCCAUUGGUUGACCUCAGUCCUUUGGGAAGUCGACCAGUUAGAAUGCUCAUGCUGGCAGCUGGUGCAGCUGGUUUUGGACUUUACACACCUGCCUUUUACAUCGCAUUGCAGGGAUAUCAAGACGGUCUGGAGGCAAGCUCGUUGGUAUUACUACAGACCUGCUUGGGUUUGGCAGCAGCACUAGGAUGCGCGGCUUGGGGGGUAGUUACAGCCAGACCAUCUGCUCAGUGCUUGGUGUCCAGGCAAUAUCUCUGCCAAGCAGCACUUCUCGGAGUUGCUGUAGCUCAAGUGGCGCUUGGUAGCGUGGAAGGUUAUCACGGAUUGGUCUUGGCAUCAGGCCUUUAUGGAGCUUCACUCGGUGGUGCCCUUUACUCCCUAAAGAUGUUGGCUCUCGAAAGACUAAGGGCAAGACAUUUCGCUAGAUCUUGGGCUCUUGUUCAAGCAGCGGAAGCAUUGCCCAUCCUACUCGGAGUUCCUCUUACCGGUUACAUGAAUGCUAACAGCCCAAGGGUGGGCUACUAUGCGUGCACGUUGAGUUCCUUGUGCGGCGCCGCGUUGCUCUUCUUGGUCGGUUGGGGUCGACAGCCGACAUCACCAGUUUUACCCGGGCCACGUUUAUCCAGUCUCGGUGCCGUUCCACCGCCCUGUGCCUGUCCACCACCACCAAGACCAAGGUUACCUAAAUCUCAGUCCCUACAUGUACCCCUCGACGUUGAGGAUAACGUACAGGAAAGGGAAAGCGAGAGUAUACACACUGCCGAACAUUAUUACCAACCACAAUUUCAUGCUCCGCUUAGGCCGAGCAAAAGUGUACCAGAAGGUUUGAGUCAUCCACAUCAACCGGAUCCUUAUAGAACAAGACCGAGGCGUUAUCGAGAUGUUACCGUUAUCGAACAAAUUACCACCAGCGUUUAAAAGGACACUUUUCGGUAAUGAUACAUGUAACUUAGGCUUCUAGAAAAGGAAAAAAAUAUGAAAAGGAAGAAGAACAAAAAGAGAGACAAGUACCUACUAUGUUUCACGCCUUAACAAAUUUUUAACGCGAAGGAAUCUUUAAGAGUUUCGAUUGAAGUUAAACAAAAUUUUGAUGUUAUAAUUCUUGAACUUUUCAUUGUUCAUGAAAACGUUCGAUACGAUAGCAACGAUCUCUAUCAAAUAGCAAAUCUAUAAAUAUCCAGGCUGUUUGGCUUUUCAAUCAUUAAAAAGGAGCUUAAAAUCGAUUCUCUAUUAAGGUACGUCAAUGUCGGCAAUUCCAUGUGUGGGCAACAUUAACGAAAGACCAAAUGUGUUUACAUAAUCGUUAGUCUCGUGUGUGUAUGUAUCGUUUAAACAAGAUAUGUGUAUGUAGAGAACGGAUCGAUCAAAAUUUCCAGGGAUAAUUCAAAAAUAAUGAUAAUCAAAGAAUAUACAACAACAAAAAUUAGGUAAUAAAUAAAUAAAUAUCCUACGUUAAGAAGAAAGUUAAAAGUAACAAUAAAAAAUCAGUUAGAUAAUCGUAAGACUUAAAAAAAAAAAAAAAAAAAAGAAAAGAAACUAUGAUAGUUAAUUAAUAUUUCAAAGAAAAAUUAAAAAGAAAAAAAAAAAAAAACAAAAGAAAUGUGCCAUUUGACCUUCCCGUGAACUUUAUCGUCGUCGUAA